Messenger RNA from Pteronotus mesoamericanus, 4283 nucleotides. RefSeq names its product estrogen-induced osteoclastogenesis regulator 1 (gene EEIG1). NCBI's taxonomy places the organism in Eukaryota, Metazoa, Chordata, Mammalia, Chiroptera, Mormoopidae. The record is from RefSeq and is a predicted model, not a curated record. The coding region runs from base 407 to 1564 and encodes 385 amino acids. The transcript is spliced from 11 exons.
CCGGUCGGUCAGCCACGCUCGGCCACGGGCCGUGAGCUACCCGGGGACCGCGGGUCGGGAUGCUGCCUGCCAGCGCGGCCGCUCGCGCGCCCCCCGCCACUCCUGUCCUUGCUUCUUGGGCCAUGUCCCGCUGUUUACAUGCCGGUGAAGUCCCUGGCCACUCCGAGCCCCUCCGAGCCCCAGCUCCCCGAGGGUGAAGCCAGCCGACCCGCGAACUGGACUGGUCGCUCAGACCUGGGCCCUCCGAACUCAGAUCCCCGCCAGUUCUGCCGCCUCCGCCACCAUCUGGGCGGGAUCGGGCUCUGGUGUUUUGAGGAGGGGGUGUGGUGUAGGGAAAGGAAUCCUGGGGAUUUCUGGCUCUCCCCCUUUUUUGGCCUUCGAGGCUUUAGACUCAGGGAAUUCGCUCAUGGCUUUCUUGAUGAAGAAGAAGAAAUUCAAAUUCCAAACCACUUUCACCCUGGAGGAGUUGACGGCUGUCCCCUUUGUCAACGGGGUCCUCUUCUGCAAAGUCCGACUGCUGGAUGGAGGGGAUUUUGUCAGCUUAUCGUCAAGGGAGGAGGUUCAGGAGAACUGUGUGCGGUGGCGGAAACGGUUCGCCUUUGUGUGUAAGAUGAGCGCCAACCCGGCUACCGGCCUGCUGGACCCCUGCGUCUUCCGGGUGUCAGUUCGCAAGGAGCUGAAAGGUGGGAAGACUUAUUCCAAGCUGGGCUUUGCCGACUUGAACCUGGCUGAGUUUGCGGGCUCGGGCUCCACCGUGCGCUGCUGCCUGCUGGAGGGCUAUGACACGAAGAACACCCGCCAGGACAACUCCAUCCUCAAGGUCACCAUCGGGAUGUUCCUGCUCUCGGGAGACCCCUGCUUCAAGACGCCGCCGUCCACUGCGAAGUCCAUCUCCAUCCCGGGCCAGGACUCCUCCCUGCAGCUGACCUGUAAGGGCGGCGGGACCAGCAGCAGUGGCAGCAGCAGCACCAACUCCCUGACGGGGUCGCGUCCCCCCAAGGCCCGGCCCACCAUUCUCGGCUCAGGGGUGCCGGAGGAGACAGACCAGAACCUGUCCAGCCCCGAGGAGGUGUUCCACUCGGGCCACUCCCGCAACUCCAGCUACGCCAGCCAGCAGUCCAAGAUCUCCGGCUACAGCACGGAGCACUCACGCUCCUCCAGCCUCUCAGACUUGACGCACCGUCGCAACACAUCCACCAGCAGCAGUGCGUCUGGUGGCCUCAGCAUGACCGUGGAGGGCCCCGAGUCUGGCGAGCGUGAGCACCGGCCUCCCGAGAAGCCCCCCCGGCCGCCCCGGCCCCCGCUUCUGUCUGACCGCUCGUUUCGGAGGAAGAAGGACUCGGUGGAGAGCCACCCGACCUGGGUGGAUGACACGCGGAUCGAUGCAGAUGACAUCGUGGAGAAGAUCAUGCAGAGCCAGGACUUCACAGAUGGCAGCAACACUGAGGACAGCAACCUCCGGCUGUUCGUGAGCCGCGAUGGCUCCACCACACUGAGUGGCAUCCAGCUGGCUAACAGGGUCUCCUCUGGGGUCUAUGAGCCAGUCGUCAUUGAAAGCCAUUGAGGAGCAGGUGUCCAGGCUGGAGAAGGACCCCUGCCUUUGCGGGUGUCCUGACCCGUGUCAUUCCACGAGGGACCUUCCCCUUCGGAUCACCAUUCACGCUGCAUCUUGUCUGUGCCUCCUCCGUGCACUCCAGCCACAUCCUGCCCCAAAGCAUCAUUCCACUGUCCUCCCAUCCACGCGGGGGCCCUCCUGGCCUGCUGGGCCUGGGCGCCACUGUGAAUAUUCUCCUCUGAACCACUAGAGGGCAGGACAUGGGCCCACAAAGUAGGUGGGCGAGACAAAGAUGGCCAGAACGCCCUGCCUGGUGACUGACCUGGCUCCGCGAUGAGGACGUGCAGCGGAUCCUACACGUGCGCGUGGAGAUGCUCAUGGCCAAGCGGCCUCACGCCCUGUCCCCCUCUCGCUCUAGGAGCGCCAGCUCAAACCGUGCCCUGGCAGGGCUCUGGUCCAUUGCCCCCUUUCCCUUGGGGCCAGUUCACCCCCAGGAUCCUGCCACCGUGGCCCUCUGACCGCUUAGUGCUUCAGCGCUCCCUUCCCUAUGCCCUGGGGGACCUGCUGGCGGCCUCCUCCUGGGAGCCAAGACCUCAGACCCCACCCACACUCCAGAUUGAGACUUCCCUCCCCCAAAGAAUGUUCGCCUGCUGCCCCGGCAGCCUGCACUUUGCACACGCUUGUGUCCAGCACAGCCCCACUGGCCCUCGCCCACCCUCCCCCUGAUCCCUUCCCCAGGAUUCCUGGGCGCUGCCUGCUGUGCAGUCCGCGGCCCAGCUCGAGCAGCCCGGCUGGUACGGGGCACCGCCUCUCCCUGCAGUUAGCUGCAGCUCAGGCCCAGGACCCACGCCGAGACAGGUGUGAGCUUCGGUGGUGGUUCCCCUCUGCCCAGGGCUGGGACCUGAGCAGCUGGUUUCCUGUAGGAAGCCCGAAAGAUGCCUCCCAAGCCCGUGGAGGUCAGGGGCCUGGCUGGGCUGGGCAAGCGCCACCCCCUUUCUCUCCCCUCAGGGUCAGCUGGCCCAGGCUGGGGCCACUGCUGGAGGGGCGGGUGGGCUGUGACUGGACCAGCCGGAGCUGGCUUCCUGGCCAGAAAAGCCUCAGCCCUCCUCUGAAAGCGCCCCCCUCUCCAGGCAAAGGCUGGGCAGGGUCCUUUAAGGGGGGGUUCCAGCAGGGAGCAGUCUGGCCCUGCCCCCUGCCGCUCACCGAAGCCUCUGCUCUGAGCCCUUCCCCCCACCCCCAUCCUCAUUACUUGCUUGAAGGUAGGUGCUGGCUGCCAGCCAGUCUCUGGACAGUCCCCCCUGCCGCUCUUAAUGUCACUCGUUUUUGUAUAAACCCAGCAGGCUGGUGUUUGUUUAACCCUAUACAUUUUUCUUUUUUUCUUUGUUUUCUCCCCCUUUUUUUUUCUUCAUUUUUUUUCUUUUUUAUAGGGUUCACAGUUUGACAGUUUUUCCUCCCCCAGGUGAGGGGAGGUGGUUUUGUUCUCUGCCCUACCCGCUGACUGGGUCCCCAGCAGGGCUGGGGGUCUGGAUGGGGGGCCAGGAUACUGGUUCUCUCUGGCAGGGCUGGCGGUGAGGGCGCCCUCCCCAGGCUGGGAGGGCUCCUGGCCCUUCUGCCCCAGCUGGCAGGAGUUGGAGUCUUGGUCUCAGAACCUCCCAGCAUUGGGACCAGAGCAUUUCUAGGAUUUCGUCGUCAUUUUUAAUCACCUAACUCUUUUUAGAGAAAGAAUGUUAGAAGGUGCCUGCCGAGGCAGCGUGGAGCAUUUGCUCUGGCUGGAGAAGGCUCUGGUCAGCUCUGUGGGUCCCUUCCUGUUCUGUAGACACCUGGCACUUUAAAAGGGGACUGGCUACACUGUCUCUAGAUGAAGUGACUCCCAGAAUUGGGGGGGGGGGGGCGGGUAGCACACUUCCCUCCUGUGGCUGCACAACCUCAGCCCAGUGGGAAGGUGAAGGUGAGUUCAAGGUGUAUUUGGUGUCUGGUUCAAAAUUCUGGGGCAUUACACAUGAAACAGCUGGCUUUGGUGCUGUUGGGGAGACUCCCCAAAACUAGGAACCUUAGCCCCACUUUAGAUGAGGUCUGAACUUGACAGUCACCCCAGGGGACAGCCUGCCACAUCCUCCCAUGCCAGACCCUGGGCCAGGGUCAUUGGACUAACUGAGAAUUUGGCCAUAACCAAAUUAAUGCUGGCUGGAGCUGGAGGCCCGGAGCCCUGGCCGCGGCCCCACGUGGGAGCCUCCGGUCCACUCAAGCUCAGUGAAUUCCCACUAGGCGCCCACAGCUCCUGGACUUAAAAAUUCUAUAUAUAGAGAGAGAUAGAGAGGACUAUAUUAGAGAUAUUUUUGGAAAGGAAUUGGUCUAUGCAAUGCCAGUUUGGAAUUUCGGAAGACAGUUUAACGUUUUUACUAGGAGAUUUAAAGAAAAUAAAUAAAGGUCUACAAUAUUUUUAGGUUAUUUUUUUUUCUGGUCACCCCACACGCUGACCACAUGGCAUGAUCUGCCAGGAUGGAGAAUGUCCACGUUCUCCUCUCUAGGGAGGUGAACAGGGAAAAGCGGGGAGGGGAGGCCUUUUUUAUUUUUUUUAAUUCCCCCUUUUCUAACAGAAUGCUGCCACCACCACACCCUGAUUCAGUGGGCUGUGUUUGUAUCUCUGUCCCAGCUUCUACUGUAGAACAUAACAUUGUAAAGGGAAAUCAGCCUAGUGUCAGUGUCUUGAUUUGGGGGAAAAAUUAAA